Molecule: messenger RNA, 8063 nt
Organism: Dinoponera quadriceps
Lineage: Eukaryota; Metazoa; Arthropoda; Insecta; Hymenoptera; Formicidae
Gene: Tl
Product: protein toll
Exons: 6
Coding region: 2902-6189 (1095 amino acids)
Biological process (GO): toll-like receptor signaling pathway; immune response
Cellular component (GO): membrane
Molecular function (GO): transmembrane signaling receptor activity; protein binding
Source: RefSeq, a predicted model, not a curated record
CAUAAAAAGAAAAAAUAACGAUAUGCAUUGAGUCGAAUAAGAAACGAAUUCCAGACAAAUCUCAUUUAGUGAUACGUCCGAUAACCGUUCAGAUAUUCAUUCGCGUGACCGAUUAUGGAUUUCGAUAUCUUAUCCAUCUUAAUCACGGGUAAAUACAUGUGUGUUCUACGCAGCUUUGUGAAAAUUUCAAGGUGCGACUACGAAAAUGUCUGUACAGGGUGAGUCGUUAGAAACAGGAAGGAAAAGAAGCACAAUUUAUAAUUAUAUUUUAUUAAUAUUUGUGUGACGAAAAUGCAAAUAUUAUUAUUAUCCACGUAAAAUCCAAGUGGACAGGUCGGUAGUAUCGAUAUAGAGUUACGAAAGUUUACAACUUUGUGACACACAUCUAUGUGUAAAUCACACACCAAAAUUAAAAUAUCGAAAUUCUUGUCGACUUAUAUCAAUGAUAUGUCAACAAUUUUUGAAAAUCCAUGAUCACAACGUGGUCGAGGUUUUUACGCAUACCGAUACUGUUUCACCGAUGAAAAUAAAUAAUGGCCUUGUUUAAUCCGACGUUUUAGACGAUAUUUAAAUCCGGAAAUACAUUACAUGUACGAUUCAAUUGAUAUUGUUAAAAAUGCAUUGUACAGUAAGAGAAAUGAGACGACAAAAGAAUUUAAUCGCUUCUCCUGAAACCGUCGUCUGUGCUACAUGUAAUCGCAUAGAUUUUUUGAGUAUAGAGGUCGUCCGUGACCUUUAAAGAGGCAAAAUCAGCCGUAGAAAAUUAAGGUAUAUAAAAAAGUCCCGUCCGAUAUAGCCGAUGCAAACCUGUCGAGCUUGAUGUGCUAGCCAAUAUCGUAAUAGCAGCUUCCAAGAAAUAUAAUUUACCACUAAAGAUACAGUUGUUUUGCGGCACGUAGGAAUAUUUAUGCGGUUUAUGAAGCGAUUAUAAAUCUUGCGUGUAAUAUUACUCCGAAUCUAGCUGCUAGAUACGGGUCAACGGUUUGAAUCGUCAGCCUCCGGCGGAAAUUCCAAUAUGACGGAAAAACCCAAACCCACAGACGCCGUUGAGGAGAAACCAGAAUGGAACCAGUUGUAUUUAGCCGAAGGUAUUCGAUUGUUUAACCUACACAUGCCAUAUUUCUUUUUUUUUAUUUUGAUUGAUCUAACAUUUAAACGUUAAAUCAACUCUUUUUAAAUGUUAAAUUAUGUCGUUUUAUUCUUUCCUAUGACAUAUAAUAACCAUAUCAUGUAUGCACAUAGGUCAACCAUUUCGUUCGUGAGAUAAAGCCGGACAUUGAAUUCGAACUUUGCAUUGAGGCUGAAUCUUGAAAUAUUGGAGGAAACAAAUGAGAAAAGAGAAUUCACAAGAGAAGCUAAAACGAUGAACGAUCAGAUAUAAGCAUUGCAAAGAUUUAUGUUCAGCAGCGACUGUGACAUUCCACUCUCCGUUAAUUACACUGGUCAACAAGAUUUCGUAACAUUGAUAAAACCAACAAUUGCCUUCUUGUUGACACUGUUUUUCACGUCUGAUACUCAAUAGGCACAUCAUUUUUGUGUAGUAUGUUGCGACAGAUCCCGGUCUAAGUUCAUCUCGAGGUGCAAAAGUGAUAUGAGAAGAAAAACUCGAAACCCAUCUCGCGAUGUACAAGUGAUCGGAGAAAAAUAGAGCAGAUAUUUCUAUUAAAACUAACAUCUCCUGAUAAAUAUUUCAAUGUGACAAAAAAGUUACACACGCUACAGAGUUUUUAUUGGAGUUUUCAUUGGAUUUUUGUAUUCAGUGACAAAAACGAUCAGGAUUAUGUAAGAUUAGGAUGUGUCGCCGUUAAAAUAUGAAUCGCGUUUCUUUACGUAGUGCACCGUUUCUGCUCUUAUCACAGAGAUGACGUUCGGGUGACGUAUAGGUCUCUUUUAGUCUUAUCAUUUGGUACAGAGCGCGAAGAUACGUAUGCACACACGCAUCGCACUAUCUCACAGAGAUUUACGUGAGGUUUGAAGUUACAACGGAGCGAAUCUUGUUACAUUGUUCCGCUCGGGUGCGGAGUUUACAGUUUCAAUGUACAACGAGCGAGUUACUUUAUACAUCAGUCAUCAUUAGAUGCUCUCGAUUAGGACUAUUCGUUCAGUCGCAAAUAGGACUGAGGAGCGAUCCGUGAUCGGCUAGUGUGGAAUAAUAAUAAUAAGAAUAGUAAUAACUGUUUAACUUUUUGAUGUUAACUUUGAACUGUUAACUUUUUGACCAGUGACCUCAACAUAUACAUGUAAGUAGAGAAAGUAAGAAAAAAAAUACUACUAUCAUUAUAAGCUCGAUGCUCGAGCAUCCACUUUUGUUAUUGCCACUACACACAAGAUAACGGUAUAACCGUGUUGCCGCGAAGUUCGUCAUCGUGUACAUGCAUUUGCGCACACAGACGACAUUGCCAUCUUUUCUCCGUUCUGAACGGAGGCUGAUAGCGCACAAAAAAAGGUAGGGGACAGCGCGGAAAGGAGGGAGGAGGGGAAGAGAGAGACAUUCAGUUAGCGUUAUUCGCGGCAGUUGAUGUCAGUCCGCGUCGGAUAGCUCGGUCGCGCGAGUGUCAGUUGACAGCCCCCCGAUCGACGGACCGACCGUCAGUCUUAGCGAACGUUUUCCCGCGAAGUUGCUGUUGCUCAAGGUUAGACGAAUGCACGCACUUCGAGCAGUGAGAACGACCAGGUUCGGAGAGUGCGAAGAUCGAAGGACGCGAGAAGGUCUCCUCUGCUGGAUGUGUUGGAGUGCUUAGAGGAUCAACACACCAGUGUGUGCGUGUACCAUUCGGAGUGGUACCACCAUCGGUGCUCCUUCCAAACGAAAAAAAGAGGAGGAUAACGCGACAGAUUAAAUACCAAUGGUGGCGCUACGUAGCGUUCCGCUGAGUUCGUGACUGGUACUUCGCACGGACUAUGGAAGUCGUGGCAUCUCGGAAAAUGAUCGACCAUGGUCUGAUCCGGUGCAUCGUAAUCCUGAUCGUCGCCAGGGCUAGCGUGCUCGCCUUCGAUUGCAGCGAGGUUCACGAAUGCUUCUGUCACCCGGACAUCGGCGACAGUUACAGGAUAUCCUGCAGAUUGCAGAAUAACUCUGCCUUCGGCGUACAAAUUUAUCCGGGUCGUUCUGUACGGGUAGAAUGCACCAAUUCGCCGAAGUGGUCGGAUUUUCACGUGAACAUGGCAUCUUUAGAGAGGACCCAAGUGGAGACGAUGUGGUUUCACACGUGCGACUUACCACCUAACACCACCAGUCUGGGCGAUAUCACGCACAUGUUGGGGGUUAUUGACGUGAACAAGCUGGUUUUUCGAUCGUUCAAGAAUUUGAGCUCCGAGCUAACGAAACAUCAUCUGGAUGGCUUCAACAACUUAAAACAGCUGGUUUUGUCGAACAAUAUGAUAUCCGACUUGGACAGGGAACUAUUGAUCGAUCUACCUAAUCUGAUUGCGCUCAACCUGAUGGAGAACGAUAUAAAUCUACCGUGCGGAUUCUUCAAUUACACUCCCAACCUAGAACGACUCGAAUUGAGCAGCAACAACUUGCAAUCGAUAGAACUGGGCAUAUUUGAUAAUCUCAGGAAACUGAGACUGCUCAAUCUGUGGAAAAACAAUUUAACCGACUUUCCAUCGGGGAUUUUCGACCAGCUCGUAGCUCUCCAGAGCCUCGACAUCAACACGAACAACAUAGUCACCUUACCGGAGGAUAUUUUCGCAAAACUGGAGAACCUGGAAGUUAUUAACUUAUCUCGCAACUAUUUCGAGAAGCUGCCGAAAGAUCUGCUGCGAAAUAACACGAAACUGGACAAUGUCACUCUUAACAACAACAGGGUUGAUAUGCCGACUUUACCGAGAGAAUUUUUCAGUAAUCUGACAGAACUGAAAGUGUUGAGGCUAAACUGGAAUGGAUUCGUAACGUUACCGGAAGAUCUGUUCCUGGGCUCGUUUUCGCUGACUAAUAUCAGUUUGACGCGAAACCGCCUGAAAACUUUACCCCAAUCCAUAUUCCGGGACGCGAAACUGUUGUUGUCAUUGGAACUGGAUAUGAAUGAACUCGAAGGAUUACCUGACAACAUUUUCGUCAACACCAAUCAACUGGUGAAAUUGGACCUGUCGAAAAACCUAUUAACCUCCAUCUCGAAGAACAUGUUCAGCGGACUGCACAAAUUGAGAGAGUUGAACAUGGAAAAUAAUCACCUAACAACUAUUGAACAUAGAAGUUUAAAUCCAAUGUCGAGCUUAAGAAUCGCCAGAUUCUCUAACAAUCGUCUAACGUUACGAUCUCCUCUGUCUAACUAUUCAGAUAUCUACGCACUGUAUUCGCCUUUUCAGAAUUGCCUACAAUUGGAAGAAUUGCAUGUAGCUAAUAAUAGCAUCUCGAUGAUAUUCAACGACUGGAUAUUCGUCAUGAUGAAACUUCGAAUAUUGGACCUCAAAUAUAACAAUAUAUCUAUUUUAAGCAAUAACGACUUACAGUUUCUGUCGAGAAAGCUUAAAGUCGAUUUGACCUAUAAUAAGAUAGAGCGUAUCUUCAUAAACGAAAAUGAAGUCAUGUCGAUCGCGAGCUCUCAAACAUGGCCUCGUGACGUGAUAAUAUCGGUGCAAAACAAUCCAGUGAUAUGCGACUGCCUCAUGUAUAGUUUUCUACGUUACAACGAGGGCAGGAUGCACCCAUACGUGCAAAAUUAUUUCCACAUAUUCCCGGGAGACUUGAGCUGUCGCAGCCCAAAAUGGGUAGAGAACAUGAAGGUUAUGGAUUUGCGUUCGAAGACACUCCAAUGCAUUAUAAAUGACGCGAAUCAUUUCAACAUCUCGUGUCCCGAAGAGUGCAUCUGUAUCUUAAGGCCUGAGGACAAAGCGCUCAGGAUCGAUUGUUCCAGCAAGAACUUGACUGAUGUGCCGAGCGACGUGAAGGAUCCCGGUGACAAGUACAAGCUCGGCUUGGAUUUCUCCGGCAACAUGAUCAAGAAAAUGCCAAAUUUGGCGGAGUUGAAUCUUCAGUCGGCGAGAUUACUCGAUUUAUCUCACAACAAUAUCUCCGAGAUCUUCCGAGACGGAUUGCCCAAUGUAGUACAGGUCUUGGAACUGCACAACAACAACAUAUCGAGAAUAUCUCGAGACGUGUUGGACUUUCUGAGGAACUCCACGAAUCUGACCAGGUUGACGUUACACGGGAACCCGUGGGAAUGCGACUGCGAGGCUACAGACUUCCUGGAUUUCGUGCAGACCGAAUAUGUGAAGAUUCUCAAUUUGCCAGGGGUGAUAUGUCGCGGCAAGAACUACUCGAUAUCGCGGAUGACGAUGAACGACCUCUGCCCCAGCGAGACAGAGCUAUUCAUCGGGAUCAGUGUCGUGAUCGCGUUUAUAGGGAUACUCGUCGGUGUUUUCGGAUUCUAUUACAGGUACCAGAGGAACAUCAAGGUGUGGCUGUUCGCGCGACAAUGGUGCUUGUGGUUCGUGACGGAGGAGGAGCUGGACAAGGAGAAGUUGUACGACGCGUUCAUCAGCUAUUCGCACAAAGACCAUCAAUUCGUGGAGGAGGAGCUGGUGACCAAGCUGGAGAGCGGCCCGAAGCCGUUCAAACUGUGCUUGCAUUAUCGAGACUGGUUAGCGGGUGAGUGGAUACCGGCGCAAAUCGCCAAGUCCGUCGAGGACUCGAGACGGACGAUAGUGGUGUUGUCGCCCAACUUCUUGGAGAGCGUUUGGGGAAGAAUGGAGUUCCGUGCCGCCCACAGCCAGGCGCUGAGCGAGGGUCGAGCGAGAGUGAUACUGAUCCUAUACGGCGACAUCGGCCCCACCGACGACAUGGAUCCAGAAUUGAAGGCGUACAUUAGCAUGAACACCUACGUGAAGUGGGGCGACCCCUGGUUCUGGGACAAACUGAGAUACGCGCUCCCGCAUCCAUCCAAGUCCAUGAGCGCGGCCGGCCGGAAAAUCUUUGAGAAUCAUCAGCUGUGUAUCCAGGUGGUGGGAGACAAGAAGGAGUUGAUUUACCCGGUGGGACCGUUGGCGAACACGACGCCGCCGGCCGACACGCUUAAGACGUUCAUAUGCGACGAGAGGGAACUGCCGUCCACGGACCUCGGGUAUCCGCUCGAAUCGCCCAAAGCGAACGGUGAUAUCGCGGUCAUAUUUGAACCGAAACGAUUGCUCACGCGAGAGCUAAAAAUCGCCGCCCUCGAUAAUCCACAGUGUACUACUGUUUGUUAGCGCGAAGUGUCUGUGAUGUGUCCGUACGGAGAAUAGUGACCGAUGGUUGUCUGCAGAGGCAAUCUAACAUGAGGGUCUACCAUGUCUACCAUGUGGGUCACACCGAUGACGGAAACUACGGUCUCGUAUGUUUAUACAUGAAGCGCAUUUGAACUAACUAAUCGCAUCUAACGACUUGAUAGUGUGGCCAAUGAGGAGCUACUAAAUUAGUCGGCAGAUACCUAUCAAAAUUAUGAUGUGUACAGAGUGUCUGUCGCCAAGUGGGACAUACAAUUAAAAAAUUUGCGCGGUUACUUGCAAAAUGGUAGAUGACUUCUUUUGUUCACAUCGACCUAAACUAUAGGUAUAUGACGGAUGUCUCUUUUGGUGACAGACAUCUUGUAUAUAAUGAUUGUUCAAACUUUGGUGAAGUUUUAAAGUAACCCGUAAAAAACAGUGAGGCAAUGAGUAUGUUUACUAUGUGAACGCGCUACGACUGAGAAGCGUUUUGAUGCAUCUUCUCUUCUUUAUCAAAUUUGAUCUUAAUUUAGAAUCUUAAAGUUGCACAAAUAUUUAAGAAUACUAAUUCGAUACGAGAAAAAUGAGGAAAUAUGAAUGAGUACGUGGAAGUAAAGUACGAUUGACGGCUCAUAUUAAGAAGAGACGAACAUCUGUCUACCGAAUUAGUUAAGUAAUCGUUUUUUUUAUCAAUUUCUAGGAAGUUAAGCUAUCUUUAGGAGAGUAAGUUCGUUUCAAAUAUUAUAAUUCGUAACUUAAUGAUGCUGUUAUAAAUUGGUAUUUUUCAUCGCGCGUAUAAAACAUCACGUACUAUUACAUAAUUUUUAUUUUAUAAGCAUGUCAUUUAUUUUUAAUAUAUUAUUUUUUUUAUGUAAUAUUGCAAGAGAAUUUCAUAUAUAUUUUAAUAGUAUAAGCGGAAAAAAUACUCAGUGAGGUAUAUUUGAUCGUAUCGUCAUGCACCUUAUUCAGUCACAAUACUUGCUGAUGUACACAGCGUAAUAUUGUUAGUGAAGAAGUAAUAUCUAUACAGGUAGUCUUGUUUCUCGUCUCCAUCAACACUUAGGCGUUUAUCAUCUGUUUACUUAUGUGAAAUUCAGUUCACGAACUUCUUAUUUCAGUAUCGUCUAUCAUUUUGAAGCCACUAAAUAUUCUCAAGCAUCUCAACAUUUUUAUUCAAAGAACCUCGAUUUCAAACUAGCCAAAGAGAUGUAUCAUUAAAACGUUGACGUAAUGAAAGAGACAAAACCUGUACAAUUUAAAUUAAUAAGACCGAAGUACCUGACAAACUCAAUUAAUUUAUGUAUUUUACGUAAUUUUUUUUAUGUAAUUUACUUUUAAAAAGAUAAUUUCCCACGCUGCACAUUAACACAUACUAAUAGGAAGCACUUUGGGCUUCUUUACGUUUUCUGUUCUCACUUUCUGUUUUCUUUACGUACGAGUUUUUAGACCGGUUUAUAACUUUUUUUAUGGUUUUACAUUUACACGUGAGAAAGGCAUGAAGACUCGUGCAAUGCUCGGUAUUGCAAGCAUAUAUUACGUUAAUACCUUAGUGUGAACAUUCUAAAAUAAAAACAUAGAAAGAGACCUAUCGGGUCAAGUGCAGAUGGCAGAGCGAAACUAAUUAAGGCGUAUUAGCCACCAAGAAUUUAGUGAAAUAAAUGCGGACGCAUAUCACUGCGAUACUGUUAUCGCUUUCGCUUCUCUAUCUACAAGUGACUGGUCGAAUGGUCUCUUCAUUCCUUUAUGUUGUAAUUUUCGAUCGUCAAGCCUACUAAACGGUUCAGUUUUAAGACGAGAAUAUAGUUGUAUACUGUGUAUGCAGAUACAGAAAUAUAUGAUACAUCGUGCGCCCGCUCAUGCGUAUGCAUGCAGGCUUA